GUUGUCCCGGGUGUGCAGGGGCCUGGGGCUGUUGCUUGACCCAUGUCACCCGCACCAGUGCUGAUGGGGCAGCCAGCGGGAGAGGGAGGCACCCUGGAGGUACCUGCCAAGCCGGCUCUUCUGCAGGCCUUUUUAUACUCAAGGGAGAGACCCGGCCAUGUGGCUGCCUAUCGCAUCUUGGGGCACACGGCCUCAGGGGAAGGCUGGGUCUGGGUGGCCAGGCCUCCUGGGUAGGCUCGACCCCCAGGGGGACGACCCUGUCAUCCUGUCUGGGGCGCUGGGGCAGGGCAGGGCCAGCUGCUGCCGGCUCCCUGGUCCUCCCCCUGUGCGAGUGGAAGGGUGGGGGUGGAGGCCGCGGCGUUCCUGGCUGGGAGCCCAGAGGAGUCUUUUGUAAUCACAACAUGAUCUCGUGUGCUGAGCAGUGGAGCCGGCAGGGAGAGGCCGGCAGAGGCCCGGCUCCAGUGGCUCCGGCUUCCCUCCUGCUCUGGCUCCCCCAGGGUCUGCUCUGGAAUUCUCUUGGUGCCCGCUGGUGCCAUGCACUCGGCUGUGAGUGGCACCUUGCCUUGGGCAGGGGCUUCCUGGGGCUGGGAGGAGGCUGGGACACCAGGCAGCCAUGCUCUGGGGGCAGCUGGGGACAGCUGGGCCUGGGAGGAAGAGGGCUGCGAUCAGGCCAGAGGCGGCCCGGGCAGGGGUGCUGGUGCCCAAAGCGGAGACCCUGCAGCCAGGCGGGGCGGGGGGGUGACCUGGGAUCUUGAUGCCGAGGCCCCGCUUGCCCAGGGUGGGGCUGCCAACCUCUCCUGCCCUGGCAGCCAGCGGCUCAAGGCCUGGAGAGGCUGGGCCUGUGGGGCGGCUCUUUCUCCAGGCUGGGCACAGGCCCGGAGAGUGGGGGCUCGGGCCUUAGGGCCCAGGACGGAGCCAAGGCCUCUCUUUUUCUGCACUUCUGAGUCUGGGAGCCAAACAGCUCCCCCCGCUCCUCGACCUCCCGAAUCCCCUGGCAGCUUCCCAGUCACGCAGGUUCUGCGGCCAGAGCCAUUUAUAACUCCCGUUCCAGACUUGCUGUGGUGUUCUCUGGGGAGCCGGGGGAGGGGCGGCCUGCUGCCUGCCCUGGGUGUCAGGCCCCGACCUGGAGGAGGCAGGUGCAGGCAGACAGGCCCAGCAUGGUGGGGGUGGGCCUUUCUUCCUGUGGACCCUGGCACUGUGGGUGGUGAGAAUAAGGUUGGGGGAUGAGUGUGCAGGUGUGGGAAUGGUGGUGGCUGGGCAGCAGCCGGGAGCCUGGGUCCCCUGCCCUCCGCAGGGGCCGCCCAGGGCCACGUCACUGAUGAGUAGGCCGGAGGAGAAGGAUGCUGAGCUGGACCGGAGGAUAGUUGCCCUGCGCAAGAAGAACCAGGCCUUACUGCGCAGGUACCAGGAGAUCCAGGAAGACCGUCGGCAGGCCGAGCAGGGGGGCAUGGCUGUGACCACGCCGGGGCUCCUCCAGCCCGACAGCCUCACUGUCACCAUCAGCCAGGUUCCUGGUGAGAAGCGGGUGGUCAGCAGGAACUGGGCAAGGAGCCCUCUCGGACCCGAGGCCGCCGGUGAGAUGCUGGAGGACGAGGACAUGGGGUGCUGCGUGGGCGCCUUCUUCUUGGGGGAGCGCGUGGACCUGGCUGUGACCAUGGAAAACAGGGCCAAGGCCAAACGGAUCGUAAGUGAAAAGCCCACCAGAGCAAGGGCCCCCGGGGCAGAUGCGUCACCUGGAGGGGGCGGAGGCCAAAGCCCCCCCCCACAGCUGGCCGUCGGCUCGAACUCUGCACAGAAGGCUGCAGGGGAAGCCCGGGGCCCAGCCCCUCCACGGCCACUCAGAGCGCCCCCAGAGGUGGGCUGGGAUUACUCUCAGUGGAAGCAGGAGCGCGAGCAGGUGGACCAGGCCCGCGUGGCUCGGCACAGAGAUGCACAGGGUGACUGGCGCCGCCCGUGGGACAUGGACAAGGCCAAGCCCACGCUACAGGACGGCGGCAAGCCUAGGGAAGAGGGCCCGGCGAGGGCAGGCGGCAGACGGGGUCCUAGGAGCCACCGGAAGCUACAGCCCCCGCCAUUGUCCCCGGAUGGAAAAGGUCGGGGUGGGCAACCCAGCAGACCCUCGGCGGCACCAGCCACAGGCAGCAAAGCCCGGGGCAAGGAGAGGCUGACUGGCAGGGCCCGAAGGUGGGAUACGAAGGAAGACGCCGCUGAGGAACUGGAGAGCCAGGAGGCAGGCCAGAGCACCAGGAAGGCUGUCAGCGCAGAGGAGCAGCCAGACAAGCAGAGCGGGGCCCAGCCAGGCAGGCUGGGAAGGACUCCAGCAACCAGCCCAGCACCAGCACCCCGGGAGCGGCCAGAAGAGAAGUCAGGAGCUUCCACAAGCAGCCCUGCCCCCAGCUCACCACAACAGACUGACUUGGUUCCCCUGGACCUCUCUCUAGGAGGGGCCGGCAGCCCUGGGCCUGGGGAGAGCCCGUGUGUUCUCAGCCCCAGGCCCGGGGCCCAGGAGAACCCUGCAGCCUGGCCUGAUGGCUCCCAGCAGCCUCUGGGACGCAGCGACCCUGAGGCUGAGCUGGAGGGCCGGAUGUGCUCUGAGCCGCAGAAAGGAACAGGUCCCCUAGAGCCCAGAGAGGGCAGGUCUGGCAGGGCUGGGGCGCAGCAGGCCCUGGCCCCGAGAGGCAGGCCUCCCAGAGGAAGUGGGCAGAGGGGGAGGGGCACGGGGGGAAGGGGCAGGAGAGGGGGCGCUGGCCCUGCAGGACGGUGCUGAGCAGAGCUCCUGGGAGCUGGGGGCUGCUUUAGGGAGAGGAGGAGGGAAGGACUCAGUGCCCAGUCUUCUGUGUGGCUCGUGCCCGUCCGGCUGAGCAGUGCGGUCAGCUUGCCAGCACACUGAUCCUGCAAGCGGCUGCCUCGGGCCCUGUACCUCGUGGGCCCGUGUGUUUUCCUGUGCAAGCACAAGCAUGCUGGCCUCUGGUGUCCCACGCCGGUCAGCCCUGCCCUGAUGCCCAGGCCAUGAGCCAUCUCCACCCUAGUGACAGCCAGGCCCUCCUGGUCCUGUUAUGCCCCAGGGCCUGGCCUCCCUCACCAGCAGCUGCCCUCAGCUCCCAGCAGCCGCAGGCCCCCUUGGCCACCCAAGCCAGCACCUUUCUCACCCUCCUGUCUCGCGGCCAGGUGAUGAGUGGUCCCAGGCUCACAGGAUGGCCGAGCUGGCAGAACCUCGGCCGUCACCUGCUUCUUCCAAAGAGGAGGCUGAGGCCUGGAGAAAGGACACAGCUGGCACAGCCCGGGCUGGGAGCAGAGAAGCAGAAUCGGGCUUCCCUAUGAGAAGGAGGGUCCCCGGAGUGGCCUUCCCCCGGCACGGGGUGGGCUGGGCGGUGGGGAGCACUCACGGCUGGCGCUGUGGCAUCACGUGCACCCUGGGCAGAGGCCAGGGCCUGCUCCUGCGGCCCAGGGUCAUUUCCUGCCCUCUCCUACUUCCUCUUCCCCACCCCCUACCCCCACCAGGGCCUUGCAAGGCAAGGGCUCAGAGAAACAGAGAAGCUCAAUAGAUAAACAAUGACUCCGACAUCAGAACUUGUCUUUCCCACUUAGUCUCCAUUCCCGCCCCUCCCCUGAGGCCCACAGAAUUAUCCAGACUCUGCACAAGCUGUGGCUUCCUCUCAAUUCAACAAACAUUUCCUGAGCACCCACGACCAGUAACGCAGCCGGUGGGCGACGGUGACUUAGCCAGCCAGGGGGAGGGAAGGGACCCAGUCAUCCAGCAGAUCCAGGCUACACAGCAGGGGCCAUUCUUGGCCCAAGGUGCGUGACAGGGCUGGGGGCAGGAUCUCGGUGGGAGACCAGAGGGAACCAGCCCGCCUCUGCUCCCACGCACUUGCCUGGAGCUCACCACGUGGUCCCUUCUGCUCCCCUCCUCCCUGGCCCUGCCGUGGUGGUUUCUCUCUGCUGAGGGUCAUGGGCCUCUGAGGCCCCCAGGAGGGUCUGGACCCUGGCCACAAUUCGAUGGGAGGCCAAUGGGGUCCCAGCUCAGGUGGCUUCGCUGGCUGGCAGCUCCAUCCCCCCACCCUUCGACUGGCCCGCUGGGGAGUGGGUACCUCUCAGCAGCUGAGACUGCUGUCCUCACACCGAAUGCCAAGGAUGAUGCCGAUUCUAAUCCAGCCUGGGGAGGGCUGGGAGCCAGCGCUGCUAUAGGCACAGGUAGGCCCAUGCUGCUGGGCUGGGCCACACUAUGCAAGUGGUAAGGGCCGAGACUAGGACACAAGGAGGGCUGGGGACAGAGGCGGACUCUAGGCUCUGGCUGGCUGCAGGGCUGGGGGAAGACGCUGCAGAGGGCAGGAAUGGGGUAGGGUGAAGAGGGCAGAAGAGGGCAGUGUGGGGCAUUCUGGAAAAGCCUGGCCAGGCUGGAGACUCCACGCUCAAGUUUUCCUCUUGCCUUCCAGUCACAAGGACAAGGCUUUGGAAUGUGGCACAGGCCCUGGGCCCCAUCACGGGCAAAGGACGGGGCUGGGUUAGAGCAAAGGAUGGGGUUAGGUUCCGGCAGAGACCUUAAAUUCUAGAUUCACAGUCUGCUCCCAAACCCCGGAGCUGCAACUCACAGAUGUGCCUCCAUACAGGGUAGCCGCCAGGCACGUGUGAGCAUGGGAGGGGGACGGGGAAAUGGGACAAGGCCUGGGUUCAGCCCUCACACAAGAACCGGGGCAGGAGAGAGUCAGGGAGAAGGGCUAUGGGGAAAUAGGGCUGGAAGGAUGUUAGGAGGAGGGGUGUGGGGGGAGCAACGAGAUUGGAGAGUGGAGACCGGUGCAGGCUGCUUUCACAGGAAGACUGUACUGGGGGCAGGUGGCACUGAGCUGUCCUCAAGAGGGCAGUGGCUCUGGUGGCAGCCCUAGGCUACCCGACCCGACUGUGGCUCCAGGAUGGAACAGGAGGCAGGUAUCACUAGAUACGGCACCUGCCGACCUCAGGGCCAUGCAGAGCUGGUUCUAUCUCCUCUGGGCUCCUGUGUUCAAAGGUCAGGCUGGAAGCCUUCCACUUGGUUGGAAAGGAGGAAGGCAUCCAAGACAAAUCUAUUUUUCAAAUGUGGGAGGGCUUCACGUGGCCAUCAGGAACCAAGGCACGGAGCUGGAGGGUGGAAGAGGCGGAGGCACCUGUGUCCCAGGCCCACCUCACCUUGGCAGAAGGAGCAGUGGAGCAGGGUUGCAAGAAAGGCAUGUGUCGGACGACAGGGUGGAACGGGCACAGGCCAGGAUCCCCCGGUCCAGUCAGCUGGGUGGCCGUGCCUGACUUUAACCUCUAAAAGCCUUGGUCCCCUUGUCUGCAAAGUGGGGGCUGUAAUUCCCACCCUGGAGGGCUGUUGAAAAAACAAGGACAAGAGUAUGCAAAAUGUACCCGGCCUGCAGUAGACACUGUCACUGGUAGCCUGCCAUUCGAAAGGCUCUCGGUGAAUACUCGUUGAAUAAAUGAAGUAGCUAUUUGGU
Molecule: messenger RNA, 5471 nt
Organism: Lepus europaeus (European hare)
Lineage: Eukaryota; Metazoa; Chordata; Mammalia; Lagomorpha; Leporidae
Gene: CCDC9B
Product: coiled-coil domain containing 9B
Exons: 10
Coding region: 1244-2767 (507 amino acids)
Source: RefSeq, a predicted model, not a curated record